AACGGACCAUUUCACUACGACAUUGCAUCCUAUUCUGUACUGUUUGAUCUGAGUUCUACCGAUUUGUUAAGUGUGUUAGCUACUUUCUGAUUUUUAUGCUCUUGCUCACUUAAAUUCCCUGAGAGUAUCACCAUGUCUGUGGCGUUUGCACCUCACAGGCAGCGUGGGAAGGGUGAUAUAACACCCGCCGGAAUACAAAAGGUAAUUCAUCUUUUUUAGCGCGUCUCAGAAUGGAGGCUGUGGCAUCAGACUCGCUGCUAGCUGCCAAGCUAAUCAAUGUAGCGAUGCCCAUCCGAGACCGAGUGUGAAUAGAUCAGGAGAAAUGUGCAGGGGUCAAAGCGCGGCGAAUAUGAACCUGUCUAGCGUCGGGAGGCCAUGUGUAGACGACGAGACUGAGGCCGUUUUACAGGACUAACGUGUAAUAGUAUUUCAUAUGAAUGGAGGCCUGCCGUUUUGUUAGCGCAGCACAGCUAGCGUCUUUUGUUAGCUUGAAAUGCACACGCACAUAUCAACAAAAAAACGACCCCGCCAUCGUUUUUCAUUUCAUUUAACGCUUUGAAAACAACCAGUAAGCAAAACAACACCCAUGUUAAAUCACGUAAUAUCAUAUAUUGCGGUUUUUUAUGUUCCGCACAUAACAUGGUACGGGAUAUAAAUCUAUACCUUUACUUCUGCAGCUACUAGAUGAAAACAACCAGCUCAUCCAGUGUAUAAUGGACUUCCAGAGUAAAGGCAAGACAGCAGAGUGUUCACAGUAAGUCAUACAAAUACACCCUUAUAAUAGCCUGUUACGCUAAUUUACAUUAAAGCCUGUAUUGAUGAUUUUCCACCUGUCUAGUUAUCAACAGAUGCUGCACAGAAAUUUAGUGUACCUGGCUACGAUAGCAGACUCCAAUCAAAACAUGCAGUCUCUCCUCCCUGCUGUGAGUAUUGAUCUGUGCUGAAUUGUUCUGAAUGAACUGUAUGUGAUAGCAGUGUCUAUUCACCCUUACAACGUUGUGUUCAGCUGUUGUUUUGCAUUUAAAGUUAUAGCAAAGAACAGAUAUAAGAUAGAUUUCCAAGACUGAGUGUAAAUAGAUCAUUUGAGACUGAUAUUAUGUACUGGAAAGUGUCCAAAUAAAGCACAUCAGAGGGUUUUUUUGGCUCUCAACUCAACUCAACUAUAUUUAUAUAGCACUUUACACACAACAGAGUUGAUCCAAAGUGCUUCACAACAACACAGAGGAAAAACAAAACAAAAGAAGAGAACAAACAGACGACGAAGAAGAAGAGCAGACUGAGUGACAGUAAUAAUAAUGAUAGCAAUAAAAAUAUUGUUAUCAAUACCAUCACUAUCAUCAUCAUCAUUCAUAAAAGUAAUAAUAAAUAUCAAUAAUAACAACAAUAGCAGCAGCAAUAAUAAUAAUAAUAAUGAUAAUGACGCCAUCAUAUCUGCCAUUGUCUGAAUGUAUAUUUAUCUAUAUUACUGUAUCAAUACUCUCUAAAAUUUUGCAUUAAUUAAGAACCUUUCAUUAGAACCUCAGUUUUGGUAUUAAUUGCAGUAAUGUUGAAUUUAAAAAAACUCAGUUUUAUUUGAGUUGAACAAUGAAAGUGACCAUUUGAUAUGUUCCAAUCUUAGAUUUAAAUUUUUAAAUCAAAAUCAGUCAAACUUCAAUUGAUGGCAAAAUAAUAGCAAUUAGUUUGGAUAUCACAAGGUAUAUCUUUCAGCACAUAGACUCUCUUUAUUAUUAUAUUUAGUUUUGUGGAAUGUUCCAAAGUUCAAAAAAGUAACCCUCCUGAUUUACUCUUGUUUUUACUCACCUAUUUUGAGGUUCAUUUUUUUAAAUAAUACCACAAAAUUUGAAGUUAAUGCUAUAGCUUGAAACAGUUUUCUUUAUGGUGACUUUCUCUUCCAUUCAUCAUGACCAAAGACUUUAACAAUAUUAAAAAACAGUUCAUGCUUUUAAAAGACUGUGUAUAAUGCUGCAUUCCUAUUAAUCUCCCCCCUUUGUAUGCAUGUUUUGUCAAAAAUGUCCCUGUGUUGUUUUUGUUCUUGAUAUUCUACCUCAGAGAUCUUGACUAAGACAUUAUUUAUUUUGCAUGGCUGAGGCGUUUUUGAGAUGUUUUUGUAGAUAAAUGAUGUGGGUUUGUUGUGUCUGUAUUUUGCGUCUGCAGCCUCCCACUCAAAACAUGCCCAUGGGCCCUGGUGGGAUGAACCAAAGUGGACCACCUCCUCAGCCUCCUCACAGUCACAACAUGCCCUCUGAGGGUAUGGUCAGCGGUGGCCCUCCAGCUCCACACAUGCAAAACCAGAUGAAUGGACAGAUGCCUGGUGAGUGACCCCCUUCCCUCCUCCUCCUCCUCCUCCUCCUCCCCUCCCCUCCCCUCGUCUUUCUCUCUUUUCUUUACCCUUCUUUUUCUUUCAGUCUGUGUCUCACUUGGGUUGCCUAGCAACACCAUAGAACUGUGAGGGAGGUCUUCCCGCUAAAAGAUGAUGUCACCCAUUCGCCAGCUCUGGUGGUCUCAGUCUCGCACUUGUUUGAUUAUGAUUAUCCUCUUCCCUUCAGGCGUUAUGUCUUUUUCAGCUUGUGCUUUGUUUGAUUUUGAUUUAUAACUUUAAUUUCUUUAUGUUUUAGAAAAAAAGAGCAACCUAAGACAUAAUGUUAAGGAGCUCACAGUAAUACAGAGAAAUGCAGAGGUGUUGACUCUGCAAAGUGAAAGAGGACCUUAAUAGAAACCAGGAUUAUGGUGUUGUGUACCUUCACUUACUCGAGAUCAUGCUUGAUAUUUUUGAGAAGAGGAUUUUAUAUAAAAACCUGACGAUAAGAAAUGUACAUGACAGAAUAUACCCACAGAAUAUACUGACAGAAUUCUGUUAGCACCUACUAGCUGUGUCUAAGGUGGCCAGGAAGUGUGAGGCGAUUUGCAAAAGAAAAAAACAUGAAUACAAACAGCCACAACACAAACACAAAUAACGACAACAGAAGUACACUUACAACAGAAACAGAGAAGGGCUGAAUUUUCCCUCCUGGGGAUAAGUAUUCUGAUUCUGAUAACAGAUCGUCAGAAACACUGGUGGUAGUUGGCCCAUUCCUGUUCCCGUUGUAAGUGCACUUCCGUUGUUGUUAUUUACGUUCGUAUUGUGGCUGUUUGCAUUUGUGUUUCUUUCUUUGGCAAAGUGUUUUGAAUAUGCAAAUUGCCCGACACUUCCUUGUCACCAUACUAUUCUGAUUUGAAAGAAUCAACACAUUAAGUCUCUUAGGUAGUGCGUUAGUUAGGGAGCUGACACUUUCUUUAAUAUUGUGGCUAGUUUGGAGCACUUUUGUAGCUACUGUACAAUGGGAAAGUGACAGUAGAUGGGGUUUUGCGUCUGUAGCAAACCCCUAAAGCCCCCAGGGCUCAGAGGGGAUAGAUCUAUUUCUGUUGGGGCCCCAAAAUUAUGGAACGUGCUGCCCCUCCAAAUCAGACAAGCCCCCACACUGUCCAUUUUUAAAACUUGUCUUAAAACCCAUUUUUAUUCAUGGCUUUCAACCCUGCAUGAGACUCGGCUCCUGUUUUAGUGUUUUGUUGUUUGUUUUAAGUUAUUUGUUUCUAUGUUUUUUAAAUUAGUUUUUAAAAACAUUGAAACUAUAUUUUACUUUUUAAUAUUUGCUUUUAUUUUAUCCAUUGUUUUAGUUGUUUUUUGAUUGUUUUUCUUUUGUCUGCAUUGCUUUGUCUAUUUAUGUACAGCACUUUGGUCAGCUUUGGUUGUUUUAAAGUGCUUUACAAAUAAAGUUGAGUUGAGUUGAGGGCUAUAAUAUUGAGCUAUCAAUGGGACUCUCAUGAAGACUGUAAUACUGGGUGUUUUAAGACAUGCACAAAAUGUUGACCUAGCAGCUUGGUGAUAAAAGACGACACCAUGAAUCCAUACUCAAUAGCAGUCUUAAUAGUAAAGAAUUAUCAUUUCAUUGCAUAGAGAAAUAGCCUUGAAUAAGACUUGUUCAAAAGUCUCUAUAUUAGUAUAUAUUCAUUUGCAUUCACUAUUAUCAGAUUUUGGUAAUGAAAUUCUUCAGAGAGGGUCAAGGAUCACCUCUUCUGCUUGUUUCCAGGUCCCAAUCACAUGCCCAUGCAAGGUCCCGGUCCUGGCCCCAACCAGCCUCCCAACAUGCCCAGUAGCUCCAUGAACAUGCCUCCCAGCAGCCAUGGCUCCAUGGGUGCAUACAAUCACACUGUCCCUUCUUCCCAAGGCAUUCCAGCUCAGAGCCAAAUGAACAUGACCCAGGGCCAGCCCAUGGGAAACUAUGGGCCUCGGCCAAACAUGAACAUGCAGCCCAACCAAGGUAAAACAGCUCAUUUGCUCAUUCUCAUUGACUGUACACACAUCAUGCUUCUGUAUAAUUUCAGCCCUCCACGGUUUGAGGCAUAAUUCUCCCCUCUAUGUAUCACAGGCCCAAUGAUGCACCAGCAGCCUCCCUCCCAGCAGUAUAACAUGCCUCCAGGUGGUGGCGGACAGCACUACCAAGGACAACAGAACCCAAUGGGCAUGAUGGGUCAGGUUAAUCAAGGGAACCAUGUAAUGGGGCAGAGACCAAUGCCGCCCUACAGACCCCCACAGCAAGGUAUAACCCUCAGAGUGUGUCUGUUAAGUGUGCAAGUCGUGAGUGUCGGUCUUUCUUCUCCUUCCUAACCCACCUUUCUGCAUUUCUUACUCUUGUUCUUCUCAAUUUUCCUCUAUCUCCACCUCUUGUAGCUCUGUCACCCAAAGCCUCCAACCUUAAAAUUAGUCAAGAAAAGCUUUCUAACAAAAAGUAGCUGCAAGGUGUCCAUCUUCUCUACUCUUCCCCUCACACAACCGAUCCAACAACACCUUGAAUCUACUUGUGUGUAUGUUGUGUGUAUGUGUAUGUAGGACCCCCUCAGCAGUACCCAGGGCAGGAAGACUACUAUGGGGACCAGUACAGUCACGCAGGACAGGGAGCCUCAGAAGGUAGGAGUACCCUCCAGUUACUUGGAGCAAAUAAAAAAAAACAUCAACCCCAGGACUUGUGUUAAAACACAAAUAAUGCAAAGAGACUGUGCAAAACCAGUAUUUCAGUUUCUUUAGUAUUUUCUGGGAAAUCAGAGUGACUUAGGGCUUCAUGAAGGGGAGCAUAUAGAACAAAAAUCCUCAUUCGAAGCAUGCACUCUGUAUUUGUACGUGCCGCAGAUAAGUUAGCAUUCACCCAGUCUUACAGCAGCUUCAGUUGAAGCUGACGCUCCACCUGUUGGUGUGACAUAAAUAUGAAGUAUAAAUAUGAAUACCUAAAUUCUAUAGAAAUAAAUUUUCAUCUCUUAGAUUUUCGAGAAAGCUUUUUUGCCUUAUGCUGCACUCCAUAUGUGGAAAUCGACACCGCCGUGACGCCACCUGCCACAUGUUCGAACACACAUUUCAUAAACAGACAGUAAAUAAUCUUUGUUAGUUGCAGAAGAGAAAAACAAUCGUUUCUAUAAAUCACCAGUUAUUUUAAAGAAAGAUUCCACUCGUGGGUUUUCCUCUAAACAUAACACUUAAUACACCUCUGAUUUUCUCUAUGUGUUUGUGUUUCGAGGUGCUAUUAUGACUUUUACUGGCAAACUGAUAUUAAAGAUUCUUAAUAAACUACUCUCCCUCUUUCUUUGUCCAAUUAACAUUUACUCAUUCGUUUGUUUUUCGUUUUGUUUUCCACUGACAACACUAUUUUCCCUAUUGACCUUGAAAACAUGCAUUUUCCUUUUUAAGACUGCUUAUAACAAAGCUAGCUCAAAACAGCUGAUUUCCAAACCUUUUGUUGUUUAUUCCCAAACUUCUUAUUUUCCUCUUAUACUAUUAUCUUAACUCAUUUACCUGGGAAAAAAAGGGGUUUAAUUCAGUUAGCUCAGUGCCAAGAUGAUUUAGGUGUUGAUUCCCCCUCAACUAUACAACCCUAGAAAGGAUCUUUACCUCUGCUCUGAUACAUGUGGUCAUUUCAAUGUACUGCAUUUUUCCCUGUCAUAUUAGCAAGCAUUUUAUCUUGCUAUUUGCCAUUUGACAGAAAGAGUUUUGCCUCUUUUAUUAAAUAUUCCCAAGCUAAGUGUCUUAUCCAUCUUAGACUUCAUUCAUGACUUGAAACAUGAUCCUUUCUUUACUUGAUCUUGAAUCAUUCAAACUCUCAGAUGGUCUCAUAGCUGCAGUUUUGGUUGGAUUUCCGAAAGCAACAUCUAAAAUGGAUAAAAUACUGGUUUCUGAUGUUAACACCUGAAAUGUUGACCUUUCUGCUUUGCUGCUGAUCCACCUGUUGCUCACAUUGUGUGUCGUUGCCUCCUGAAGGUAAUGCCCAGUAUGGUCAACAGCAGGAAGCAUACCAGCAAGGCCCUCCCCAGCAGCAGGGCUACCCUCCUCAGCAGCAGUACCCGGGUCAGCAGGGCUACCCACCACAGCAGCAGGGCUAUGGUGAGUUACCUUCCCUCACGUUGGGGCACAUAUUUGUCCAGCAGGAGGCACUAUCAGCUCUCUUAAGCUGCCUUUUUUUACCUGCUGAAUAAAAACUCCCCGAGUGAGUUUUUUUUGUGAUUGCCCCUUGGAAAUAUAUUCAAGCUAAAUCCAUGUCAAGACAUCGUCAGGAGUGAGGAAUUAAAGGAUUGCCUUAAUGAACAGUUAGGGGAUUGGAGCUUGGCGGAAGAAAAAUUUAAUCAGUAGAAGAGGCUGCUCCAAUAUUCGCAUUUCUCCUGGUUCUGCAGUUUGACAUGUCGAACUAGGGAAACAGGAGAGAUGCUUUGCCUGAUGGUUACCUGAACUAGGCUGUGUGUGUCAGCACUCACAAUAAUUUACCAGUUCUUAAAAUCUCAUGACAACAAAAAGCACUAGACGCCAAGAACGAGGUUAUUUUCUUUUUUUAUGAUGUUGUGUUUUUGAUAUUUCUGUUUGGGUAAAAUAAUCAGAUUUUUUAGCCAUGUCACUUUUCCAUCGGGGUGAACCUGUCUCAGUACACUCACCACUGAGACAAGGGAUUUUGCAGUAUUGUCAAACACACAUUAUGUGUUUUUGUACAUGCUCAAAUACAGAUUUCUCGAUAAAGUGAGGGUAAUUUUUGAUCAGCAACAAUGUUGGUUGAAUCAUGGUCUUAGGCUUGGACACAGGCUCACUAACAAAAGCACAGCACCUCCUCCUCAUGUCAAAGUGGGUGUCAGUGUUUAUGGUGAGUGAAAGGCAUCUGCAGAGUAGCAAUCAUGUAAACUCGUGAUUUUUUUCUCACCCAGUUAAAAGCCGAAAAAGCAACAGUGCAAUGGAGAUUUUUUUUUAUUUACAUUACAACAAGCCUACCUGCUCGAAAAUGUGUGUUCAGCUGACGACUCCAAGAUGAUUAAAAGAAGCAGGGCUCUUUGACUCAUGCUCAAAGUAGCGGCUGUAAUUACAGUCCCCAGUUGUUAUGGUUACCUUUAUUCAGACACACAGCCAUGUCAGGAAACGGCAGUAGGAACUUCACACUCCUCGAACAGUUAAGCAGAUGUUUAAAAUUGCGAACAGAAAAGCAGGAUAAAAAAAAGAAAAACGAAAUUCCGAUCACACCGACUCAGUCAGAAUCUGCACCUCACUCGGAAAUAAAGCCCAACACAGCGACUUAAACACGUCUGUCUAUGGUCUCAGACAUAACCCCUACGUUUAAGCAUUUUUUACGUUGAAUUGUCUAAUCAUAAAGACCCCAGACCUGAAUAAAACUGUCUUACAGUGACCUGAAAUGGGGACACUAUUUCAAUGUCAAACAUUUUAAGACACACAGCAGCAGAGAUACUAAAAAUUAAGAAGCACAAAUUAGAAACAGUGAAAGGAUACCUUACUGUGAGCACGUCGUUCACUCAUACCUUCUCAGCAUUCCCACUUUCUAACUUAUGGUAAUGUAAAACGAGCAUGCAGCUAUAGGACUUAACACAAAGUAAUUCAAUAAAGAGUGAAGCAUGUUUUACAAAGUUCCACAUAUACGAAGGUACCGAGGCUCUCGCAACCCUUUGGUCUCUUUCUUCCUCGUCCCAUUUUUCAGUGGAACUUUCCAUCACUCAGCCUCUGUUGGAGCCAGAGCUCAUGUCAGUAAUGAGCUAACAGAGAGGCAGAGGCUGUGAGGUGAGAUCCAUCUGGCACACAAGCACACACACUUCCUCUCGCAGGCCCCCACAAGGUUAUGCUCAACAGUAUCAGGCAUUAUGAGCGCCUAACGAUGCUGCGUGGGCCUCAUUUGACUCCGGCCCCAGUCAGGCUUUGCUCCGGCGUUCGCUGCACCUGCAUAGACAGCUACAGUGUACGGGGGCUGAUGAAGAGAUUUUUUUUUUUUUUUUUUUUUUAAUGAAGCUUGCCCCUCCUAAUGAAGACCAACAGAAUCUCCUUGAUGUCUCCUUGCAUUAGGGAACCUCAGCCCAGUUUCAACCUGACUCACUCAUUGUCAUUCAUUACUGAGUCAGGCGUUGAGGAGGCCGCCUAAACAAACGGGUCAGACAUAUCCACCGCCGUCUCUUUGUCAUCCAUCAGCUUUUUUUUUACCCUAGCCCAUUAGUGGUAGUAAACUUACAGGGUUGCCCAAGAGUUCUCAGACUAACAAGUUGGAAACCGAGACAGUAAAUGAGCAAAAGUUUGCCUGUUCACACCAGGGGUCCUUAUUUGAGUCCGAACCUGAGUUUGAUAUGUGCCACAUUUCUUUCUAAGCAGGUGAUGAGAACAAAAACUUUACUGUGUUAAAAGACAAAAAAAGCCCACUCUUUUGUGUCAUAAAGUUUGACUAGACUAAAAACUAACUUCAAAUAUUUUCAGUCAGGUACUUUGUAGAGGCAUAAAUGUGCUCUUCAAAUCCUCUGGAAACAUGUAUACAAGUUAGAUUUGGGUACUUCUUGUCAGCAUUGCAACAUUAGCAAAGACAAUGCCCAGCGUUCUGACUGAAUCAUUCACUGUCAACUAGAGUUGCCAUGGUAAAAAAUCAAAUAAUGUCAUUAAAUGUUUGAACACAGAAAGCUCUGAUGGCCUAUCAGUGUAAGCGCCCCAUGUAUAGAGGAAAUGAUCCUUGACACGACUGUCACUGGUGCGGUUUCUAGCCAUGACCCCACUCUCUACUCUCCACAUGUCCUGUCUCUCAUCACUUGUCCUAUUAUUAACGAAGGCAAAAGUGUCCCAAAAAUAUAACUCAGAAAUCAUUUCUGAACCAAAAAGUUUAUCUCCUUGGACCCAAAAUGGUUUAUUUUGUUUUUCUUUAAUUAUUUUUUAUAUCCAAUCUGUGCACGCGUUGUUGGUACAGAAAAAGUCACUGAACACAGACAAACAUUUUCAACUCUUUGAUAGUGAUGAAAAGCAAAGCAAACGAUCAUUAAAAAAAAAAAUGUAUUACCGAAAUGCAAUAUUUCCUCUGAAUUAUCACCCAGAGGAGGAGUGUUUUCUUCCUGAUGUGUUAAUUUAUAGAUUUCUAUCACUGUGUGUUGCUGUAAAGCUCCUUCUGCAGGUUAGAAAACAUUAAAAGGUCAACUUUUUGAUUUGAAGUAAAUAUAAUUGAUAUUGUAUUGCUUAAAGCAUGUGCUAUUUCAAAGUAUUAAAAAUGCUUGAUUCAUUGUAUUUGUAGCUGAUUAAAGCAUCAGUGUGAAGUUUUUGACUGGCUAUAGAACCGAUUAAAAUUAAAACGGAUGCCUCCAUGUGACCUACACAAUCAAAUGAGACAAUCAGUGAGAAGACUUGCAUCUAUUAAGUCCAUAUAUCAGCGAGGAGAUUGAAGGUACUGCUCUGGCCAGAGUGGGCGCCAAAUCAACAGAAAAAACCUACACACUGGAGGUCUAAAGAGUUUGUGUUGACUGUUCCCAACAACACUUUCAAAUUGUUUCAACUUUGUCCACCAUGCAGACAUAAUUCUAAAUCAAGUUACUGAAUUUUUUGUUGUUGUUGUUGUUGUAGGUCCUUCCCAAACUGGCCCGGGACAGUACCCUAACUACCCUCAGGGACAGGGGCAGCAGUAUGGGGGUUAUCGCCCUCCUCAACCCGGACCCCCACAAGGCCAGCAGCAGCGCCCUUAUGGCUACGACCAGGUGAGUAUAACCACAACACAGCAAAGUCACAGAGACUUGUGAAUGAACUUCCCGUAGCUUUAGUGUUGUUGUUGAUAUCAUAGAUGAGUUAGCUUGUGUAUUUUGUGUGUUAGAGACCAAUGUAAGUGUAGUUUGGAGUCACACAUUUUAAGGUAGAUUAGUGUGCAUGCUGUCAUCAUACUGGGGUUAAAUCCCUCCAAGUGGGUGUGGGUGUGGAUGUGUGUGUGUGUUGUUAUUGUCUUUCAUUGUUGAUUUGAAUCGUACUUAAAUAUAUAUCCUGGCUGAUGUGGAAUGCCAAUCCAGUGAAAUAUGAGGGCUUUAAAAGGGUUUUUCCUUUCAACAUGAUCCAGACUGCUCUCGUGUUUAAAGGGAGAUCUAUUUGUUGCCCUGUAUUUCCUGUGGUCUUAUGUGGGGACCACAGCUACACUUUGAUAUCUUUAUCUUUGAAUAUUCAGGGGCACAUGAGGAAAUAAAGACCCGGGGAUUUGAACCCCCUGACUAGCUCUGUAAGAAGCAAAGGUAAUGGUUGCUGUGAAGACCUCAACGUCCAAUCUAGACGUUUGACCACCUAGCCUUAAUUUGCAUUUGUUGUUUCUUCUGUCUGUUCUUUUUCUUUAUCCUCCUUCCAUCUUUCUCUUUUUUCUUGAUUUAAUUUUCUUUAUUUUUUGUUAUGUUGUUAUUUUUAUUAUCCAGGGGUCGAAUUUUCAAUCACGAGGUCUAAAAAACACAGCAUGCUUAGUCUGCAGUGAGACCGCCAAAAGUUUAGCACUUUGGCUGCGUCCUUAAUCUGUUUGAUGUAACUUCUGUCCAAUUUGAAAUUUAAUGUUAUGGAUAUCAGACUCACAUUAUAAUUUUCCUUCCAAAUCUGUUUCCAUUGUAUUUUUCAUGAAUGCCAAACACAUACUUCGACCCCUGUGUAGAAAUGCAUUAACAGCUAUUGUUAUAUUGAAAUUCACCUGAAUCUAGUCUCCACCAUUUGAUCAGGAAUCCAGCCUCAGCCCUGCUGCGGCUGAGGCACCUAGUUUAAGAGUUCACAAGUUAUGAGGCCAUGCUGCCACCUGCUGGUCAACACCAGCAAAUGCAGACAUAAAUCAUGGUUUGGAGUCUUAUAUGGUUUAAACCACAAAUAUGUUUUGCACCACUUUGAGAUAUGUGAAUUUAAACUCUUAGACUUUGUUUUCGAGAAGGUCAGUAACAUAAGUCCAUCACAUUUCUCUCCACAGGGCCAGUAUGGAAAUUACCAGCAAUGAGAGAUGGUCACAGCAACCCACACAGCUCUGCUCUGAUCUCUGUUGAGCUUUGACAUCUGGUCAACUGCUAAGCAGACUUAAAUGAUGGUCAUAGCUCCCUGAAUUUCUCUCAGACACGAACGUACAACACCCAAAAAUACCAGAUACAUUCUCCCCUAACCAUGGGCUCUAACAAAAUGUAUUCAGUUUAACAUCUAAACGGGACUGGAUAAUGUCAAAGUUUAUGACCUGCCCUCUUGUCCAGUACGUCUCAAAGCAGCAAUGCCUUAAAAAUGGAACUGCCUUAUCCUUUUAGCAUUGCAGAUUGUGAAAUGGGCUAACGAAAUUUUGGAUAUCAGAAGAUUUAACUGUACAAUUUCAAUCUACUGCGGUGCAUUGUUUCUCCACCCUUCAGCUCCUUGGUCAUAAGAAGCAAUAAUGCCAGCAGUAGGUCAAUGUGUAGGAGAGAGGACAUGAAAUAAUGCACCAGACGAACUUCCCACUAGGCCAUGGUACAUGUCUUGAUGUAUGUGAUGAUGUAAAAAUAUAUUUUAUGCUUUUUAGAUCAAGCUAACUUUGUAUAAGACAUUGGAAACUAGUACUAAAGCUGUGUUGUUUAUUUCAUGAAGUGUAUGUGUUUUUUUUGUUCUGUUUGUUUUUUAUUUUUCAAUGAUCCCAUCCAGCAGGGUUUUUUAAUGUCUUUGUUUUUCCAAUUGGAUCAGACAUUUUAAAGACUUGAACACUCUGUAAAACUCUUUUCUUUUUGGUAAAAUUUGGAAUAAUAAUCAACAUGAAGAAAACUUCCUUAAAAGUAAAACCGUAUACUUAGACUGUGAAAGUGUUCAAAGUUUUGAAAAAACAUGCUGAAGAAAUUGAUCUGCGUUCAGAUCUGUUAUUAAAACUGUGGGAAAAGGCUCCAAACUUGGUUUAGUGAUACUUUUUCUUCCCACAAUUCCUAAAAAAUUGGUGCCCAUCGGCCUCGGCAUACAUGUGAACAGAGAGGAUGCAUAGCCACCAUAGAUUGUCAGGUCCUACACUUUGAAGCCUUUCUUUCUGUACAAGCACCUAAAUCUUGUCCAUUGACUGCAAAUUUGUGAAUGGGAAAGAUCAAAGUUGGUAUAAAACACAUUUCUGAAAAAGGACUUUUCUUUUUCCGUCUUCUUGACUAUGCUGGAAUCCCCUUCUCCCUUCCUCUUUGAAUAAACGUCUAAGUUGAUGUCAUUCAAAUAGUGUUGUUGUGUGAAUAAUGAAGAUUGUUACUGUCAAAUAUGUAACAUAAGAUGUGAAAAUAAUGUUCUGAAAUGGAUUCCUUAAUUUCACAGUAAAGACUGGUUGUGCAGUUUUAUAUCACUGGCUUGAUAUCUGUUUUAUGGUGCAUACUUUAUUGAUCCCACAUGUACAGCUGCAUAAAGAAGAGGAAUUCAUCGUCCUCUCGUAUUGUUUAUAUGGCUGUUUUAAUAUUUUGCAUUCUGCACCCCAUUCAAGUGUUCACAUUUGUGUCAUGGCAAUGUAUAACUGUACAAUAAAUUGGAAGAAUCUUUAAUAUAUUU
Messenger RNA from Xyrichtys novacula (pearly razorfish), 12784 nucleotides. Lineage: Eukaryota; Metazoa; Chordata; Actinopteri; Labriformes; Labridae. The record is from the annotation of a GenBank genome assembly.